AUGGCCGACGAAAAUGCCGACUGUUCCCUUCAGGAUGCCAGUCAAAGCCUCGAUGACCGCACAGUGCCUCAGCCACAUCGACCAGCUCGUUAUGCUUCGACUCCCUCAUAUGAAAGCCCCCAAAGGCAUUAUCGCCGGAAUCCAAUAGUCAGGCGCCCAGUUAAGGUUGUUACGCUUUUCCGUUUCUUUUUCUCGCUCUUAAAAAUUGAUUCGUGUGCUGAUGAAGCUGGCGAGCUAUUGGCCGUUAAAGAAUUCUCCAAAGCACGUUUAAGGAAACGUGCCCAAUCACACCUUUUGCGGAGACCUCGGAUCCCGAAGACCUCAUCGGAUGGCUUUAACUCCCCGCUCCAUCGUCGGCCAUUGGGGGGUGCCGACGAUCAAAAAGGAAAUGCCCUUUAUCUUAUCAAGGAAGAAAUAGCGAUCAUGAAAAAGUUACAUCAUAACAACCUCGUGUCUUUGAUAGAAGUCCUGGAUGACCCAACGGAAGAUUCACUAUACAUGGUGAUGGAGAUGUGCAAAAAGGGGGUGAUCAUGAAAGUUGGACUCGAAGAAAGAGCUGAUCCUUAUGAGGAUGCACUGUGUCGUUGUUGGUUUCGGGAUUUGAUUCUAGGAAUUGAAUAUCUACACGCACAGGGGAUCGUUCAUCGAGACAUCAAACCAGACAACUGUCUAGUGACCAGUGACGAUGUUCUCAAAGUUGUUGACUUUGGAGUGUCUGAAAUGUUUGAGAAGGACUCGGAUAUGUUCACAGCGAAAUCUGCGGGUUCCCCCGCAUUCCUGCCGCCGGAGCUAUGUGUCGUGAAACAUGGCGAUGUUUCUGGUAAGGCGGCCGACAUCUGGUCCAUGGGGGUGACAUUAUACUGUCUUCGAUAUGGCAAACUGCCCUUCGAGAAGCAAAGUAUUUUCGAGCUCUAUGAUGCUAUUAAAAACGAUCCAAUCCUAUGCGACGGGGAAGCUGAUGACAAGUUUAAGGACUUGAUGUCACGGAUCCUAGAAAAAGACCCGGCAAAAAGAAUAACUAUGAAUGAGCUGCGAGCACAUCCUUGGGUGACAAGAGACGGGCUAGACCCUCUACUACCAGAAAGUGAGAAUACCGCCGAAAUCAUUGGGCUUCCGACUGAAGAGGAAAUGAACUCCGCCAUCACGAAAAACAUCGGACAUGUCCUGGCUGUGAUGAAAGCUGUGAAGAACUUUAAGAGACUAGUUGACCCGGCCAAAGCAGAGCCACCAAUGCAGAGCAUUCUUGGUCAGGAAUAUGAAACACAUUUUGUCCAGCCGCCUCUUGAAAUGGAGCCAGACGAAAGCUUUUCAGCUGAAAAUAACACAAUUCCUAAUAAAAGUCAGAGUUUGGACAUGUAUGACCGGAAAUCCUGGGGGCUUGAUAGCGUCCUUCAUGGAUAUCAUCGGCAGCUGCCUGAAGGGUUGCCUUCUAACCAGUUACUCGAUGGUGGCGUUUCUAAAGUUUGCACAGGAGAUGGCAACAAACACGCUGGUGGCAUUGUACCUGAGAGAAAAGACUCUGGCUCCGUGCGCGGCUGCAAUAUUCGAGAUGAGCUGGGGGACGAUGCACAGACUUGUAUGCCUUCGUCUCCCUCACCAUGCAUUCCCUUGUCACGAGCGAGCUCAGCAACUACUAAGCGCAGUAUCGAGGGCACACGUGGUCAUGCACGAGAUCUUUUGGAAGAGGAUUUUUCAUUUUUAUUCAUCGGGCCAUCUAUGUAUACUGGCUCUUCACAAACAGGCCCUAGUGAUGCAAACCUGGUUGCUAUUGGUGACGAGACGGACGAUUUGACGCCCACCGACUCCUUGGAUGCUGAGCCGAUAGUAAGCGAGUCUCCCGGUGCUGCUGAAUUUGACAUCUAUGAAACUGCAUAUCGACAGGAAAUUGAACGCAUUCGGAAACGCAGCAUUCCCCGGCAAGGAACCGCACCAAAGGUAUAUCUGACUCGUCGCGUGGAGGGAAGAGACGAUAUGACGAAACUGGUGCAAGACGAAGGCACCAGUAUGGCACCUAGAAUCGGCACUAAAGCUGCAAUACCUUCGGGCCCGAGUUUGAGUUCUGCAGUAAGCACAAUAAGAGCCCAGAUGGAACAGCAGCGGCAGCAAGAACAAUCGAAGGCGGGAGAACCCCGGCUUCCUGAUAAGCCUCCAUCCUCUUUAUUCCCUUCUAUGGUUCCAGAGCCUAUAAUGUCAUCGCUUGCUGCGACCGGUACCUCGGCUACUGAGGUUUCAUCGUCAGAGAGUCCCCGGGCCAAAUUACGCUCCCUCCUUGACCGGGUAAGAGGGGGCCGUGAAUGA
Messenger RNA from Aspergillus tanneri, 2298 nucleotides. RefSeq names its product putative calcium/calmodulin dependent protein kinase. Gene Ontology annotation, molecular function: ATP binding; protein serine/threonine kinase activity. Bases 1 to 2298 code for a protein of 765 amino acids. Gene Ontology annotation, cellular component: cytoplasm. The record is from RefSeq and is a predicted model, not a curated record. NCBI's taxonomy places the organism in Eukaryota, Fungi, Ascomycota, Eurotiomycetes, Eurotiales, Aspergillaceae. The transcript has 5 exons. Gene Ontology annotation, biological process: protein phosphorylation; intracellular signal transduction.